AUGAAGGUAUCCGCGACCUCUCUACUCUUCAUUGUGGUUUCUACCACGGCCCUCUCGAUACCGGCAGGUAAUCGACAGAGUCAAAAAAUAGGAUCAAUAUCAAAUCAAAUAAACAAUAUCAGACCUAGCCAAGGAAUAAAUGCAGAAAUAAAUGCAAAUGCAAACGGAGGAUUAAAAACAGGAGCUAAUUCCAAUAUAAAUGCAGGUAAUCGACAGGGUCAAGGAAUAGGAUCAAUAUCAAGUUCAAAAAACAAUAUCAGAGCUAACCAAGGAAUAAAUGUAAACAUAAAUGCAAAUGUAAAAGGAGGAUCAAAAACAGGAGCUAAUUUCAAUACAAAUGCACAAAUACAAGCACAAUCGAAAGGAAAAUCAAAUAUAGGAGCUAAUUUAGGUAUACAUGCAGGAAUAGGUCAACAAUGGAAUAUUCCGUCAAAUUCCAAACAUUCCCAACAUAAUAAUAAUAACAAUUAUUAUAACGAAUAUCCAUAUUACUUUCCUCGUAUAAUCGAAUUUCCUAGAAUACCUAAACUUCCAAAUAUACUUUACCCUUUUUGGUCUACGAAAACUACAUCCACUACAACUGAAAAACCAUGCCACGAUGGAUCAAGUAUGACUUCCACUACUGCACAACCAACAAAAGCAUCAACGAGUAAACCAUCACCAAGUACUAAAUCUUCUUCUUCGGCGCCAACAACCCAACCACAUAGCAACUCUUCACCAGCAGGAUCAGGUGCAGGAAUAGGCGGAGGAGUAGCAGGUGGAAUAAGUGGAUCAGGAUCAGGUUCAGGAAUAAACGUCCAAGGAGGUGCAGCAGGUGGUGUUGGAACCGGUACAGGAUCGGGUAAAGGAGGCAUAGGAGUAAGCAUUGGAGUAAGUAUAGGAGUAGGAGGAGGAGGAAAAUGGAGCAGCACAAGUUCGCCAAGAACUUCCACCUCUGAAAAACCAAGUAAAGCACCGAGCAGUUCGGCAUCACCAAGUUCCGAAAAUAUUCCUUGCGAAGAAUCUAGCGUAGCACCAAGCAGCUCUGCCCACCCAAGUUCCACCAGCUCUAAAAAACCAAGUGAAGCACCGAGCAGCUCUGCCUCGCCAAGUCCUUCCAGCUCUGAAAAACCCAGUGAAUCUCCCAGCAGUUCCGCCUCACCAAGUUCUUCCAGCUCUGGACAACCAAGCGAAGCUCCAAGCAGCUCUGCCUCACCAAGUCCAUCCAAUACUGAACAAUCCAGCGAAGCACCGAGCAGUUCGGCAUCACCAAUUUCUGAAUCUACUCCUUGCGAAGAGUCUAGCGGAGCACCUAGCAGCUCUGCCUCACCUAGUUCUUCCAGUUCUGAACAACCUAGUGAAGCUCCAAGCAGCUCUGCCUCACCAAGUUCAUCCAGCACUGAACAACCAAGUGAAGCUCCCAGCAGCUCUGCCUCACCAAGUUCUUCUAGCUCUGAACAACCAAGUGAAGCUCCAAGCAGCUCUGCCUCACCAAGUCCAUCCAGUUCUGAACAAUCCAGCGAAGCACCGAGCAGUUCGGCAUCACCAAUUUCUGAAUCUACUCCUUGCGAAGAGUCUAGUGUAGCUCCCAGCAGCUCUGCCUCACCAAGUUCUUCCAGUUCUGAACAACCCAGUGAAGCUCCAAGCAGCUCUGCCUCACCAAGUUCAUCCAGCACUGAACAACCAAGUGAAGCUCCCAGCAGCUCUGCCUCACCAAGUUCUUCCAGCUAUGGACAAACAAGCGAAGCUCCAAGCAGCUCUGCCUCACCAAGUUCAUCCAGCACUGAACAACCAAGUGAAGCUCCCAGCAGCUCUGCCUCGCCAAGUUCUUCUAGCUCUGAACAACCAAGUGAAGCACCGAGCAGCUCUGCCUCGCCAAGUCCUUCCAGCUCUGAACAACCCAGCGAACCUCCCAGCAGUUCCGCCUCGCCAAGUUCUUCCAGCUCUGGACAACCAAGUGAAUCUCCAAGCAGCUCUACCUCACAAAGUCCAUCCAGUUCUGAACAAUCUAGCGAAGCACCCAGUAGUUCGGCAUCACCAAUUUCUGAAUCCACUCCUUGCGAAGAGUCUAGUGUAGCACCAAGCAGCUCUGCCUCACCUAGUUCUUCCAGCUCAGGACAACCAAGCGAAGCACCAAGCAGCUCUGCUUCACCAAGUUCUUCCAGCUAUGGACAAACAAGCGAAGCUCCAAGCAGCUCUGCCUCACCAAGUUCUUCCAGUUCUGAACAACCCAGUGAAGCUCCCAGCAGCUCGGCCUCACCAAGUUCUUCCAGCUCUGAACAACCCAGUGAAGCUCCCAGCAGCUCUGUCUCACCAAGUUCUUCCAGUUCUGAACAACCAAGUGAAGCUCCCAGCAGCUCUGCCUCGCCAAGUUCUUCCAGUUCUGAACAACCAAGUGAAGCUCCCAGCAGCUCUGCCUCGCCAAGUUCUUCCAGUUCUGAACAACCCAGUGAAGCUCCAAGCAGCACUGCCUCACCAAGUUCUUCCAGCUCAGGACAACCAAGCGAAGCACCAAGCAGCUCUUCCUCACCAAGUUCUUCCAGCUAUGGACAAACAAGCGAAGCUCCAAGCAGCUCUGCCUCACCAAGUUCUUCCAGCUCUGAACAACCCAGUGAAGCUCCCAGCAGCUCUGCCUCACCAAGUUCUUCCAGUUCUGAACAACCCAGUGAAGCUCCAAGCAGUUCUGCCUCGCCAAGUACUUACAGCUCUGAACAACCCAGUGAAGCUCCCAGCAGCUCUGCCUCACCAAGUUCUUCCAGUUCUGAACAACCCAGUGAAGCUCCAAGCAGUUCUGCCUCGCCAAGUACUUCCAGCUCUGGACAACCAAGCGAAGACCCAAGCAGCUCUGCCUCACCAAGUUCUACCAGCUCUGAACAACCCAGUGAAGCUCCCAGCAGCUCAGCCUCACCAAGUUCUUCCAGUUCUGAACAACCCAGCGAAGCACCGAGCAGUUCGGCAUCACCAACUUCUGAAUCUACUCCUUGUGAAGAGUCUAGCGUAGCACCAAGCAGCUCUGCUUCGCCAAGUCCGUCCAGUUCUGAACAACCAAGUGAAGCCCCAAGCAGCUCUGCCUCACCUAGUUCUUCCAGCUCUGAACAACCCAGUGAAGCUCCCAGCAGCUCCGCCUCACCAAGUUCUUCCAGUUCUGAACAACCCAGUGAAGCUCCCAGCAGCUCUGCCUCACCAAGUUCUUCCAGCUCUGGACAACCAAGCGAAGCACCAAGCAGCUCUGCCUCACCAAGUUCUUCCAGCUAUGGACAAACAAGCGAAGCUCCAAGCAGCUCUGCCUCGUCAAGUCCUUCCAGUUCUGAACAACCCAGUGAAACUCCAAGCAGCUCUGCCUCACCAAGUCCUUCCAGUUCUGAACAACCCAGUGAAACUCCAAGCAGCUCUGCCUCACCAAGUUCAUCCAGCUCUGAACAACCAAGUGAAGCUCCCAGCAGCUCUGCCUCGCCAAGUUCUUCUAGCUCUGAACAACCAAGUGAAGCUCCAAGUAGCUCUGCCUCACCAAGUUCUUCCAGUUCUGAACAACCCAGUGAAGCUCCCAGCAGCUCCGCUUCACCAAGUUCUUCCAGCUCUGGACAACCAAGCGAAGCACCAAGCAGCUCUGCCUCACCAAGUUCUUCCAGUUCUGAACAACCCAGUGAAGUUCCAAGCAGCUCUGCCUCACCAAGUUCUUCCAGCUCUGAACAACCCAGUGAAGCUCCCAGCAGCUCUGCCUCACCAAGUUCUUCCAGUUCUGAACAACCCAGUGAAGCUCCAAGCAGCUCUGCCUCACCAAGUUCUUCCAGCUCUGAACAACCCAGUGAAGCUCCCAGCAGCUCUGCCUCACCAAGUUCUUCCAGUUCUGAACAACCCAGCGAAGCACCGAGCAGUUCGGCAUCACCAAUUUCUGAAUCUACUCCUUGUGAAGAGUCUAGCGUAGCACCAAGCAGCUCUGCCUCUCCUAGUUCUUCCAGUUCUGAACAAUCCAGUGAAGCUCCAAGCAGCUCUGCCUCACCAAGUUCAUCCAGCUCUGAACAACCAAGUGAAGCACCCAGCAGCUCCGCCUCACCAAGUUCUUCCAGUUCUGAACAACCCAGUGAAGCUCCCAGCAGCUCCGCCUCACCAAGUUCUUCCAGCUCUGGACAACCAAGCGAAGCACCAAGCAGCUCUGCCUCACCAAGUUCUUCCAGCUAUGGACAAACAAGCGAAGCUCCAAGCAGCUCUGCCGCGCCAAGUCCAUCCAGUACUGAACAACCCAGUGAAGCUCCAAGCAGCUCUGCCUCACCAAGUUCUUCCAGCUCUGAACAACCCAGUGAAGCUCCCAGCAGUUCUGCCUCACCAAGUUCUUCCAGUUCUGAACAACCCAGUGAAGCUCCAAGCAGCUCUGCCUCACCAAAUUCUUCUAGCUCUGAACAACCCAGUGAAGCUCCCAGCAGCUCUGCCUCACCAAGUUCUUCCAGUUCUGAACAACCCAGCGAAGCACCGAGCAGUUCGGCAUCACCAAUUUCUGAAUCUACUCCUUGCGACGAGUCUAGCGUAGCACCAAGCAGCUCUGCCUCACCUAGUUCUUCCAGUUCUGAACAACCCAGUGAAGCCCCAAGUAGCUCUGCCUCGCCAAGUUCUUCCAGCUCUGAACAACCCAGUGAAGCUCCCAGCAGCUCUGCCUCACCAAGUUCUUCCAGUUCUGAACAACCCAGUGAAGCUCCCAGCAGCUCCGCUUCACCAAGUUCUUCCAGCUCUGGACAACCAAGCGAAGCAACAAGCAGCUCUGCCUCACCAAGUUCUUCCAGUUCUGAACAACCCAGUGAAGCUCCAAGCAGCUCUGCCUCACCAAGUUCUUCCAGCUCUGAACAACCCAGUGAAGCUCCCAGCAGCUCCGCCUCACCAAGUUCUUCCAGUUCUGAACAACCCAGUGAAGCUCCAAGCAGCUCUGCCUCACCAAGUUCAUCCAGUUCUGAACAACCCAGUGAAGCUCCAAGCAGCUCUGCCUCACCAAGUUCUUCCAGUUCUGAACAACCCAGUGAAGCUCCCAGCAGCUCCGGUUCACCAAGUUCUUCCAGCUCUGGACAACCAAGCGAAGCACCAAGCAGCUCUGCCUCACCAAGUUCUUCCAGUUCUGAACAACCCAGUGAAGCUCCAAGCAGCUCUGCCUCACCAAGUUCUUCCAGCUCUGAACAAUCCAGUGAAGCUCCCAGCAGCUCCGCCUCACCAAGUUCUUCCAGUUCUGAACAACCCAGUGAAGCUCCAAGCAGCUCUGCCUCACCAAGUUCAUCCAGUUCUGAACAACCCAGUGAAGCUCCAAGCAGCUCUGCCUCACCAAGUUCUUCCAGCUCUGAACAACCCAGUGAAGCUCCCAGCAGCUCCGCCUCACCAAGUUCUUCCAGUUCUGAACAACCCAGUGAAGCUCCAAGCAGCUCUGCCUCACCAAGUUCAUCCAGUUCUGAACAACCCAGUGAAGCUCCAAGCAGCUCUGCCUCACCAAAUUCUUCUAGCUCUGAACAACCCAGUGAAGCUCCCAGCAGCUCUGCCUCACCAAGUUCUUCCAGUUCUGAACAACCCAGCGAAGCACCGAGCAGUUCGGCAUCACCAAUUUCUGAAUCUACUCCUUGCGACGAGUCUAGCGUAGCACCAAACAGCUCUGCCUCACCUAGUUCUUCCAGUUCUGAACAACCCAGUGCAGCCCCAAGUAGCUCUGCCUCGCCAAGUUCUUCCAGCUCUGAACAACCCAGUGAAGCUCCAAGCAGCUCUGCCUCACCAAGUUCUUCCAGUUCUGAACAACCCAGUGAAGCUCCAAGCAGCUCUGCUUCACCAAGUUCUUCUAGCUCUGAACAACCAAGUGAAGCUCCAAGUAGCUCUGCCUCACCAAGUUCUUCCAGUUCUGAACAACCCAGUGAAGCUCCCAGCAGCUCCGCUUCACCAAGUUCUUCCAGCUCUGGACAACCAAGCGAAGCACCAAGCAGCUCUGCCUCACCAAGUUCUUCCAGUUCUGAACAACCCAGUGAAGCUCCAAGCAGCUCUGCCUCACCAAGUUCUUCCAGCUCUGAACAACCCAGUGAAGCUCCCAGCAGCUCCGCCUCACCAAGUUCUUCCAGUUCUGAACAACCCAGUGAAGCUCCAAGCAGCUCUGCCUCACCAAGUUCAUCCAGUUCUGAACAACCCAGUGAAGCUCCAAGCAGCUCUGCCUCACCAAGUUCUUCCAGUUCUGAACAACCCAGUGAAGCUCCCAGCAGCUCCGGUUCACCAAGUUCUUCCAGCUCUGGACAACCAAGCGAAGCACCAAGCAGCUCUGCCUCACCAAGUUCUUCCAGUUCUGAACAACCCAGUGAAGCUCCAAGCAGCUCUGCCUCACCAAGUUCUUCCAGCUCUGAACAAUCCAGUGAAGCUCCCAGCAGCUCCGCCUCACCAAGUUCUUCCAGUUCUGAACAACCCAGUGAAGCUCCAAGCAGCUCUGCCUCACCAAGUUCAUCCAGUUCUGAACAACCCAGUGAAGCUCCAAGCAGCUCUGCCUCACCAAGUUCUUCCAGCUCUGAACAACCCAGUGAAGCUCCCAGCAGCUCCGCCUCACCAAGUUCUUCCAGUUCUGAACAACCCAGUGAAGCUCCAAGCAGCUCUGCCUCACCAAGUUCAUCCAGUUCUGAACAACCCAGUGAAGCUCCAAGCAGCUCUGCCUCACCAAAUUCUUCUAGCUCUGAACAACCCAGUGAAGCUCCCAGCAGCUCUGCCUCACCAAGUUCUUCCAGCUCUGGACAACCAAGCGAAGCACCAAGCAGCUCCGCCUCACCAAGUUCUUCCAGUUCUGAACAACCCAGUGAAGCUCCCAGCAGCUCUGCCUCACCAAGUUCUUCCAGUUCUGAACAACCCAGUGAAGCUCCAAGCAGCUCUGCCUCACCAAGUUCUUCCAGCUCUGAACAACCCAGUGAAGCUCCCAGCAGCUCUGCCUCACCAAGUUCUUCCAGUUCUGAACAACCCAGCGAAGCACCGAGCAGUUCGGCAUCACCAAUUUCUGAAUCUACUCCUUGUGAAGACUCUAGCGUAGCACCAAGCAGCUCUGCCUCUCCUAGUUCUUCCAGUUCUGAACAACCCAGUGAAGCUCCAAGCAGCUCUGCCUCACCAAGUUCUUCCAGCUCUGAACAACCCAGUGAAGCUCCCAGCAGCUCUGCCUCACCAAGUUCUUCCAGCUCUGAACAACCAAGUGAAGCUCCAAGUAGCUCUGCCUCGCCAAGUUCUUCCAGCUCUGAACAACCCAGUGAAGCUCCCAGCAGCUCCGCCUCACCAAGUUCUUCCAGUUCUGAACAACCCAGUGAAGCUCCCAGCAGCUCUGCCUCACCAAGUUCUUCCAGCUAUGGACAAACAAGCGAAGCUCCAAGCAGCUCUGCCUCGCCAAGUCCUUCCAGUUCUGAACAACCCAGUGAAGCUCCAAGCAGCUCUGCCUCACCUAGUUCUUCCAGCUCUGAACAACCCAGUGAUGCUCCAAGCAGCUCUUCCUCGCCAAGUUCUUCCAGCUCUGGACAACCAAGCGAAGACCCAAGCAGCUCUGCCUCACCAAGUUCUUCCAGCUCUGAACAAACCAGUGAAGCUCCCAGCAGCUCUGCCUCGCCAAGUUCUUCUAGCUCUGAACAACCAAGUGAAGCCCCAAGUAGCUCUGCCUCGACAAGUUCUUCCAGCUCUGAGCAACCCAGUGAAGCUCCAAGCAGCUCUGCCUCACCAAAUUCUUCCAGUUCUGAACAACCCAGUGAAGCUCCCAGCAGCUCUGCCUCACCAAGUUCUUCCAGCUCUGGACAACCAAGCGAAGCACCAAGCAGCUCUGCCUCACCAAGUUCUUCCAGCUAUGGACAACCAAGCGAAGACCCAAGCAGCUCUGCCUCACCAAGUUCUUCCAGCUCUGAACAAUCCAGUGAAGCUCCCAGCAGCUCUGCCUCACCAAGUUCUUCCAGCUCUGGACAACCAAGCGAAGCACCAAGCAGCUCUACCUCACCAAGUUCUUCCAGCUAUGGACAAACAAGCGAAGCUCCAAGCAGCUCUGCCUCGUCAAGUCCUUCCAGUUCUGAACAACCCAGUGAAGCUCCCAGCAGCUCUGCCUCGCCAGGUUCUUCCAGCUCUGUACAACCCAGUGAUGCAUCCAGCAGCUCUGCUUCACCAAGUUCUGAAACUACUCCUUGUGAAGAAUCUAGCUUAGCAACGAGCAGUUCUGCCUCACCUAGUUCUUCCAGUUCUAUCCAUCCAAGCGGCGGACCGAGUAGCUCUUCUUUACCAAGUUCUGGUUCAAACCCUUGGAUCAGUUCGACUCGUUUUCCUCACCACUUUACUGAUUCAGUCGGUCGACAAUGCUAUUGUUAUUGA
Molecule: messenger RNA, 8304 nt
Organism: Vespa velutina
Lineage: Eukaryota; Metazoa; Arthropoda; Insecta; Hymenoptera; Vespidae
Product: mucin-19-like
Exons: 2
Coding region: 1-8304 (2767 amino acids)
Source: RefSeq, a predicted model, not a curated record